AUGGAAAACGACCGCCCGGGAGCGAGGACUGCGGCACAGGAUCCGGGGGCCACAGUGGGUCACGAGAUAAAUGAGAGUCAACAGUGUGACGCCGUUGCAAAGAAACCCAACGUCCUUCUGGGCUGUAUGAGCAGGCGUGUUGGGGCUGCGCUGGGUGUAUCGGGGGUCAGACCCAACACACCCCCUAACCCCCGUGUCCCCCCCACAGGCUGGGGGAACGAGGGGGGCGCCCUCGGGGGCUGCAAAUGCCGGAGGUGGACGAGCCCCCCCGGGGGCCGGCUCCAGGACCUCGCCGACAAGGUGAAGGGCUACCAGGCCUGCGGGGGGCACCUCGUCCGGUUCGAGCUGCCCCGAAUACAGAUCUGUGGGCUGGCCAGCGCCGACUGGGUGAUUGAGCUCCGCCAGCUCUGGGAGAAGAAAGAAGCCGGAAGGAUUGAUGCCCGCCAAGGGGGCGGGGGGCCGGCCCCGAACCCCCCCAACGCGCCCCUGCCCCCCAACGCCCACCCCCCCAUGCCCAGCACGGCCCAACCCCCAGAGCCCCACGGACCCACGGCCAGACCCCCAGAGCCCCACGGACCCACAACCAGACCCCUGGAGACCCACGGACCCACGGCCAGCCCCACGGAGCCCCAUGGACCCACAGCUGGACCCCCGGAGUCGCAUGGACCCACGGCCAGCCCCACGGAUGAAGCCAUGACCACCGACCCCGUUGGGGGGCCCGGCAUGGCGCCCCGCAAGGGGGAGGGAGCAGGCGACGGGCCCCCCCCCGCGCAGCCCCGUCCCUACCUCACGGCCGUGCCGGUGCUGCUGGGCAUCACCCUGGUGCUGGUGGGGGGCCUGACCUACGUGCUCUGCCGGAGGCGCCGGCGGCCCCCCCAGGGAGACCCAGGCACCGGGAGGCUGUACUACCCCUGCGAGCUGGGCUGACGGACGGCUGCCCAGACGAACGGACCCCAGCGCCCCGAUCCCCGCUGAUUUCCUGGGCGGUGGGGGGGUGAUGGUACGCAGGGGAGGGGGGAGAGGGUUUGGGGGUCUAACACCCAGCCCCCCCACAUGAUGAAGGACCCCGGCUCCAGGGGGGGCUCCCCCCGCAGAGCUGCGCCCCGCACUAAGCUAAUCUCUAACCACGGACGAGGUACGCUGGCUCUGGGGAGACGCACGCGUCCUGCCCCCGCCCCCCCAGAGCCCCCACUAAUUUAUUCCCCUUGUACUGCGUGUCAGAGCUUUAAUACACAGGUUUCUAGGAG
Mauremys reevesii (Reeves's turtle) is the source of this 1247-nucleotide messenger RNA. RefSeq names its product C-X-C motif chemokine ligand 16 (gene CXCL16). The record is from RefSeq and is a predicted model, not a curated record. Gene Ontology annotation, biological process: receptor-mediated endocytosis; response to type II interferon; T cell chemotaxis. NCBI's taxonomy places the organism in Eukaryota, Metazoa, Chordata, Testudines, Geoemydidae. Gene Ontology annotation, molecular function: scavenger receptor activity; chemokine activity; low-density lipoprotein particle receptor activity. Bases 1 to 927 code for a protein of 308 amino acids. The transcript is spliced from 6 exons.